AUGCAGCUGCACAGGCAGGCCGCCGGGCAGGCCCAGUGCAUGAGGCCUGCGGUGGCACUGCGCACCUGUAGCGGUGCCAAGCGCAGCAGGGCCGUCUCCUGCCGCGCGUCACAGCAGCCGGCGGAGCGCUUCCCGGCGCAAGUCUGCGUCGUGCUUGGUACACAGUGGGGCGAUGAGGGCAAGGGGAAGCUGGUGGAUAUCCUGGCGCAGCAGUACGAUGUUGUCGCCCGUGCGCAGGGCGGCGCCAACGCGGGGCACACCAUCUACGAUGACAAGGGGACCAAGUACGCCCUGCACCUUGUGCCCAGCGGCGUCCUCAACCAGGGUGCCACCAAUGUGAUCGGCCACGGGGUGGUGGUGCACGUGCCCGGCCUUUUCGAGGAGAUGGCUGAGCUGGAGGAGAAGGGCGUGCAGCUGGACGGCCGGCUGCUGGUCAGCGACCGCGCGCACCUGCUGUUCGACCUGCAUAAGGAGGUGGACGGCGCCCGCGAGGCUGAGCUUGCGGGCAAGAAGAUCGGCACCACCAAGCGCGGCAUCGGUCCCGCGUACGCCUCCAAGGCCACCCGCAACGGCCUGCGCGUGAACGACCUGCGGGACCUGGAGUCCUUUGCAGAGAAGUUGCGCAAGCUCUCGGCCGACGCGCUGGCGCGCUUCCCUGAGCUGCCGUAUGAUGUGGAGGCCGACAUCCAGGCGUACCAGGGCUACGCCCAGAAGCUGCUGCCCUUCGUCACCGACACCAUAGAGUACAUCAACAAUGCGCACGACUCUGGCAAGCGCGUGCUCAUCGAGGGCGCCAACGCCACCAUGCUGGACAUCGACUUCGGCACCUACCCCUUCGUGACGUCAUCAAACCCCUCCAUCGGUGGCAUCGUGUCGGGCCUGGGGCUGGCGCCCAGCAAGUUUGACGCCAUCAUCGGCGUGGCCAAGGCGUACACCACGCGCGUCGGCGCGGGGCCGUACCCCACUGAGAUCUUUGGGGACCUGGGGGAGAAGGUCCGGGAGGUGAGGGGCCGGCCAUGUGGGCAAGUGUGA
Messenger RNA from Monoraphidium neglectum, 1032 nucleotides. Its product is annotated as adenylosuccinate synthase. The transcript has 7 exons. NCBI's taxonomy places the organism in Eukaryota, Viridiplantae, Chlorophyta, Chlorophyceae, Sphaeropleales, Selenastraceae. The coding region runs from base 1 to 1032 and encodes 343 amino acids. Gene Ontology annotation, molecular function: adenylosuccinate synthase activity; GTP binding. Gene Ontology annotation, cellular component: cytoplasm. Gene Ontology annotation, biological process: IMP metabolic process; 'de novo' AMP biosynthetic process. The record is from RefSeq and is a predicted model, not a curated record.